UUCCAAUUCAAAGAUUUGAAUUGGUAUCAUUGCGCCCUGUUGCCAAAACGGAUAGCCGCGCUCCCACGACAUCUCGAUUAACGGCCACAGUGUUCACAAGGACCCAUUAUGAGAAAUCCACAUUCAGAACCGCAUUGAUGAGAGACUAAGGCCAUGAGCCAUGCGCUGAGCAUAAAUGUCCGACCCAGCAAGUAGUACGUACCCCUCGCUUUUCAUCAUGGACGCCUGUUUUGCUACCACAUCCUCCGUUCAUCCUACCGCUUCUUCCUUCAGCUCCAACACUAUUAAUGCCGAUGUUCGAUCCCUUUCUCUUAAUCUCAUUGUGCCUCCAAGUUUCUCAUUUCCCCCCAGCAAUGGCGAUUCGACUCAUCCUGCUCCAUCCUCGCCCAAGACAGAGGGUUCGUCCAGUAAUGAUGCGGACAUAGUCAGGGCCUCGGACCUUUCACCCAUGGGUAUAUCAGUUGCUGAAGGACAGCUCACUAUUAUUCAUGACCGUGAUCCUACAGCCGCAUCCAUGAGGUCGUUUGAUUUGCUGGCCCACAUACCCCCAUGUGCCUUCACAACUUACUCUGCGGACGUUUUCCUUCGCAACCGGAAGGGAAGUCUGCAUGCACAAGAGGCCAAACUCGUCACUGUCAAGCGCUUCGUAAAGAAAAAUGGUACACGGCAUCGUUGUCUAGUACUACUGACUCGAGAUGGAAUCAGCCUUCGGGUGGACCGUCAUCGAGAUCACACCCUUUCGCUGCCUCGAUUCAUUCUGCGCCUUGGAAAUUCCGACGCAACGGAUACGGUGACCAUGUCUCGGGACACCCAUCUGCUCACCGACCGAAGGUUAAAGGAGGAAGCAACACUAGAGCUAUCACUACAGGUUUCACUCCUCGACUUUAUGAGGAUUCUUGAGGUUGUGUUGGACGAAUGCAAUUCAUAUAGUCUAUUCGGGGAAAACUGCUGGCAAAGCAACCCAUCCACGUUUCGCUGGAAAAACGCGUGCUAGAAUUUGGAACAGGCUUAGGCUUGGGGAGAAUGUCUAGCUAAGGAAAGAACUUGUUCAAUGACUGUGUCUACCUGUA
This is a messenger RNA of Cantharellus anzutake, 1070 nucleotides long. RefSeq lists its product as uncharacterized. The record is from RefSeq and is a predicted model, not a curated record. The transcript has 5 exons. NCBI's taxonomy places the organism in Eukaryota, Fungi, Basidiomycota, Agaricomycetes, Cantharellales, Hydnaceae. Bases 176 to 994 code for a protein of 272 amino acids.